Diospyros lotus (date-plum) is the source of this 618-nucleotide messenger RNA. RefSeq lists its product as uncharacterized. Lineage: Eukaryota; Viridiplantae; Streptophyta; Magnoliopsida; Ericales; Ebenaceae. The transcript is spliced from 2 exons. The record is from RefSeq and is a predicted model, not a curated record. Bases 193 to 618 code for a protein of 141 amino acids.
CAUGGGUAGCGUGAAUGCUUCUUCCUCAUCCCAAAAGAAAGGAUAUAAAAAGGGCUCUACUUAUGCCAAGUUUUGAACUAGGAUUGCUAGGAAAGGGAAGGAAAUUGAAUAUGUCGACCCUCAUGCAAGAAUGGUUAAAGGGUUAGGCUUAGGAGCAACGACGUGGCAGUGGAGGAGAUACUCAGGGACCGGAUGGCCGCCAUCGAAAGCGGCCACUUCAAAGGCCGCCGCCGGCUUUUUGCACAAGACACGUGUAGCGGCGGCGAUGAUGAUGAUGAUGAUGACGAUGACGAUCUUGAUGAUUUGGGUCGGCAAAGUGCAGCGAACUCGGUAGUGCUGUCUUCUUAUUAUAAUGAUGAUGAGAUGAACGGCGGUGCUGGUUGUGGGAGCAAAGAAGAGGUGCCUUCUUGUUAUUGCUGCUGCUGCUGCUCAGCUUCUUCUUUGUUAGGUCAGAAGAAAAGCGGUGGUGCCGCGGAAGGUGUAAGGAGGCUGCUUCUCAUGGCAUGGCUUUUGGUUGCUUUCAUGGUAUCUGCACUGGGAAUCAUCUUCAUGAUAUGCAAACCAUGCAGUGAUGGAGAAGAACAUGGAGAGGAUGUGGUAAUUCUUAUCCCAACAUGA